AUGUCGGACCUCUCAGGUUCGCGCUCCCCGGUCCCUCCUCCCCCUCCGCCUCCGCCACAGAAGUAUUCGAACCGCGCUGCCAAUGCCCUUGCUAGAUUCGCUCAACCCUUCUUCUCGGGCUCGAGGCCACCCAGUCCUCAAAGUAGUCGUGCGGAUGGUCCCCGGUCGAUCAGAUCCAAAUCGCUACCAGGAGAGCCGCAAACUGUCACCCACAAAACCGGUAUCGCAAUCUCGGCGCUAGACAUCUCGCCCGAGGGGACGCAUGCGGUGAUCGCAGGCAAGGAGAUUCUCAAAACCAUCCAGGUCUCGCCGAAUCGCUCGUCGGAGGAAUUUAAUAUUCGCAAUGCGGUUGUCAGCUAUGCGUCCACCCACCAUGAUGCGGGAGUUUCGAUGCCACACAAGGACCAAUUAAAUGUGAAGGAUGUGAAAUGGUCACAUGGCAACCAUGACCGAACAAUCGCAACUGCAGUCGCGAAUGGUCGAAUUGUUGUUUACGACCUACAGCGGCCCGGCCUUCAAUUGUGUCGUUUCCAAGGCCACAACCGCCAAGUUCAUAGGCUUGCCUUCAACCCCCAUCGCCCUUCCUGGCUUCUGUCUGGCAGUCAAGAUGGCACAAUCCGGAUGUGGGACUUGCGGUCUGCCUCCGCGAAUCGGGGAACUUCCACGUGCGGUAGCAAACAUUCGUAUCAGGGCAACAGCGAUGCUAUCCGGGACGUUCGGUGGUCUCCCAGCGAUGGGGUUGUGUUUGCGACCGCUUCGGACAGCGGCGCCAUACAGAUGUGGGAUUAUCGAAAGGUCAAUGCGCCGUUGAUGAGAAUCGCCGCUCAUGAUCGCCCAUGUUUCGCAGUUGACUGGCAUCCAGACGGGAAACACAUUGUCAGCGGUGGCACAGACCGCCAGGUAAAGGUGUGGGACUUUUCUUCGUCUGCAGAACGACGGCAGAAACCCGCCUUCCAGUUCCGAACUCCCCAGGCAGUCACGAAUGUGCGCUGGCGGCCCCCUUCUUGGGUUGGCGAGUCGCCUGCGUCAGGAGAAUGGCAAUCAUCUCAAAUUGUCACUUCCUACGACAAAGAAGACCCGCGCAUCCAUCUCUGGGAUCUCCGCCGCCCGCAUGUUCCAUUUCGCGAGUUCGAUCGGUACGAUACUCCUGCAUCCGAUCUGCUCUGGCGCUCCAAGGAUCUCUUAUGGACGGUCGGCGAAGCAGGAGCUUUCACGCAGACUGAUGUUCGGUAUGCACCUGCGGUGGUCAAUCGCCGUCCGAUGUGCUCAGUGGCCUGGAGCCCCAAUGGCGAGUUUGUUGCCUUCGGUCAACAACGGCCCAUGCGACGCCCGCUGGGAGUCAAUGCCUCUGAACUUCUACUCCCCGAAGAGGACGAGGAUAGCUUGGGCGAGCAAUCGUUGAGCCGAAGUCCGACAGAUGAUAUCUUCGAUGAAGCGGCUUUGGCUACCUCCCUUCGGAACCAGCCUACCAAAUCGGCCGGGAUUCGACCCUCGAAGUCGCUGGGCAGCACCCCACCGAAAACAGUGGAUCUUACGCCGGUACUUCCUCUAGAACAAGCAUUGGCCAAGAUUGCAACCCCGAUGCCUAGUCAGGUUGGAACCAUUGCAAGUAUUCCAGGCGCCACGAACGACCCGGCAGUCUUUCGGUAUUUGGCCAGCCAUUACACACCGUUGAUCGAUGAGCACCACGAACAUAAAACACAGGCCGAAGUUUUGAACUCUUUGGUUCAGUCACUGGAUCACAAUGCUGAAUGUGCAGAUGAUGUUUCUCAGGCCCAGUUAGCACAAACCUGGAGAAUAGUCAAAUUCGCCAUUCUUCAAGAACUUGAGCGUAGAGCUAGAGAUCAUCCGCCAAGAGGCAAAGACAGAUUAUCCAAGGAUGGUAGCUUAAUCGGCAAAUCGCGCGAUGAUGGUCAUAAAAUCAAAAGCCGAUUGUUCAAAAGUGUCAUGGAGGCGGUUCCCGAGGCUGAUAGCACGUCUAACAUGCCCACUCCUCUUGCGCGGCCAUUGCCUGAUUCCCCCAAGGACUCGUGGUCGAGCACCGACUCUCAAAUUCCUUCGUUGAGUGAUGGUAUGAUCGACCUUGACCCACUCCCGCCUUCGGUCUUGAGUGACCACAACGGUUGGGGAAUAUCGGACUCGGGUACCCGACAUAUACCCUUGCCACGGCGACAUUCUUCCAUUGAUGAUACUCAUUCAUUAGGUCAUUUACGGGACCCAAGACAAGAAGACUUGGAUAGUGAGCAAAGGUCUGCGCCUCGGGCAAUUGCCGGCCAAGCAGAUUGGCGCCGUCGUGGUCACCCGGACUUUCCUCCAGAAAAUUCCGAAGAUGACUAUGACCAAAAGCUGGAGGAUAAACGUGCAGCGAUUCGUGACUACAAGCAAUAUCACAAGAAGCCCUUGAAUCUCGAAUCGCCAAUGGAAUCUAACCGGCCUCCUCGUUCCGAGCAUUACCAAAACUCCUCAGAGAGUUUCCCCAUGUUUUCUACAUCUGACAGUUCGCAUCCCUCUAAGUCUAUCGGCGCGUCAUACUCGUCCAACGGGCAACUCGAGUCUCAAUUUUUGGACCCUGGACAAUCUGCCAAUCGACUCUCGGGGACAUUGAGGAGAGGAUCGGUUCUAGCCUCUACACGCGAGGAAUCGGAAGAUGAGUUGUUUGACCAAGUUGUUUCAGGGACGGAUCGGCUCCAUCUGGAGCGCCCAUCCAGCCCUCCAACCUUGAUAACAGAAUCAACUCCUCUUCAAGAACUUGCAAAAUUAGACAACAUGCCUUGGCUAGGUGCUAUGCCUUGUUCAUCAAUACAAGGGAUCUCACGAGUCCAAAUUCCCCUCACACCGGAUGGAACAGACUUGAAGCCAUGGGGCAUCGAAGCGAUCUUGAAAGAAGCAGUCCGAUACUAUCAUAGCAGCAGUAGCUCGGUCGAUAUUCAGACCGCAGCACACCUUCUUCAGAAGCUUCACAUUCUUUUCCGAGAUUGUGAACAAAUUCUACCAUAUGAGGAAUGUGAAAUGGUGUUCAAAACUUACAAUGAGCAUCUCAUUCGACACUCGAUGGAUCUGGAGGCGGCAGAGUUGCGCCUGUCUUGUGUAUCAAAUUAUCCCGCCGUUUACGACUAUGCUCAGACAGAUUCGUUUAUCAAUGUCUAUUGCCAUACCUGCCAACGACCCUUCGAAAAUUCCACUCAAGAUAAUACUCGGUGCCAUCGGUGCAAUACACCUCAAGCGCCAUGCUCCAUUUGCAUGAGCCUUGAGCCACCCGCAGAAUGGGUUUCAGAGCAGCAUCUAGACGAGACUCCUGAUUCAAACUCCGAAACCAGUUCCAACUCUUCGACGCAGUCUUCGGUUCCUACUGAGCCCGUUCCAGACUCAGAAAUCAAGAACCUCGAGCCUUUCACGGUACCUCGGCCUAAGGGCUCUGCCCUCUGGACCUGGUGCCAAGGCUGCGGCCAUGGAGGCCAUCUAGCCUGCAUCACAACCUGGCUAGGCGAUAUCUCAACCAGCGAAGGUGGUUGUGCUACAGCCGGCUGCUUACACGACUGCGGGCCCGGUCCACGUCGCGAAUUGAACCGCCAAGCCCUGCAAGCGGAAUCCAAGCGCCGCGAUUCCACUAGUCGAUCUGCCGGCGUCGGCCUCGUCAAGCGUGAUCCCUGGACUAAGGGUGAAAGCAAGGCAGUCGAAAAGGUCCGCGGCAUGCUGGGUAUUGCUGGAGUUGCCGCCGCCACCGGUGGCAGUGGUGCUGGUCCGGUCACCAAUACUUCCUCCCCGGUACCGGUUUCGCCCGGCGCUAUGUCGCCUAAGAGGGUGCGACUUGUUACCCCGAAUGAGCAAGAGUCCGCUCGGACGGCUCCCCCGUCAAGAGACUGA
Penicillium paradoxum is the source of this 3864-nucleotide messenger RNA. Its product is annotated as WD repeat protein. Bases 1 to 3864 code for a protein of 1287 amino acids. Gene Ontology annotation, biological process: positive regulation of TOR signaling. The transcript is spliced from 2 exons. Gene Ontology annotation, molecular function: protein binding. The record is from RefSeq and is a predicted model, not a curated record. Lineage: Eukaryota; Fungi; Ascomycota; Eurotiomycetes; Eurotiales; Aspergillaceae.